Molecule: messenger RNA, 704 nt
Organism: Clarias gariepinus (North African catfish)
Lineage: Eukaryota; Metazoa; Chordata; Actinopteri; Siluriformes; Clariidae
Gene: mesd
Product: mesoderm development LRP chaperone
Exons: 3
Coding region: 14-634 (206 amino acids)
Biological process (GO): protein folding
Source: RefSeq, a predicted model, not a curated record
CAAAGUUGAAAAAAUGGCGUCUUCCAUCGGAUGGAGAUGUGUACCAGUGCUGCUUUUUGUAGUAUUUAUCUUGUCGGUUGAGUGUUCGGACAAUAAGCCUAAAAAGAAGAAGGACAUUCGGGAUUACAAUGACGCGGACAUGGCGCGGCUGCUGGAGCAGUGGGAGAAAGAUGAUGACAUCGAAGAAGGGGAUUUGCCAGAGCACCGAAGACCCCCUCCACCCAUCGACUUCUCCAAAGUGGACCCUUCCAAACCCGAAGAGCUCUUAAAAAUGUCUAAGAAGGGAAAGACAGUAAUGGUGUUUGCAACAGUUUCUGGAAACCCCACAGAAAAGGAGACCGAGGAGAUCACCAGCCUGUGGCAGGGCAGCCUCUUUAAUGCCAACUUUGAUAUUCAGAGGUUUGUGGUGGGCUCCAACCGCGUCAUCUUCAUGCUACGUGAUGGCAGCUAUGCGUGGGAGAUUAAAGACUUCCUGACCCUCCAGGAGCGAUGUGAGGACGUGACUGUUGAGGGCCAGGUGUUUCCUGGGAAAGCAGCCAACAAGGCUAACAAGAAAGAGGCUAAUGAGACCAAGAAGAAGAAGAAGGAGAAGAAUGCAGCCAAUCAAGUAAAUAAAAGCAAACAGGAGCUAUGACCACAUUGAUACUGACUAUGUUUGCGGAGCAGGACAAAAGGCAGGCUGAUGCCUUAUAUAGAGACCAAAC